AUGGCCCGGGAGGGCUCCUCGGUGGCUGGCAGCAGCAGUGCCCUGACGGCCGGGGCACGGCCCGCGGGUCAGUCGGAGCGGGUCAAGUCGGAGCGGGUCAAGUCGGAGCCCCCUUGUCUGGAUGAGGCGCUGGGCUGGGAAGUGCCUCUCUCCCUGGCUCAAGGGCUCGUCUGCGGGACGUGCUGUCCCUUCGGCGUGCGGCAUGACGUGGGGGCAGAGUUAGGGCCAGUCUGCGUCUAUGGGGCGGGGGACGGCGGCCGCAGGGAUGUACCGGAGCCACGGCCACAGGAGCUGGGGGUGGCCACGCUGGGGGUGGCCACGCUGGCCGCUGGUGGAGAUGUGCUCUUCCAGAUGGCAGAGGUCCACAGGCAGAUCCAGAACCAGCUGGAGGAGAUGCUCAAGUCCUUCCACAACGAGCUCCUGACGCAGCUGGAGCAGAAGGUGGAGCUGGACUCCCGGUACCUGAGCUACAUCGAAGCCAUCAGCAACAAGCAAGGCGAGCUGGAAAACUACGUCUCUGAUGGCUACAAGACCGCUCUCACGGAAGAGAGGAGACGCUUCUGCUUCCUGGUAGAGAAACAGUGGGCGGUAGCGAAGAGCGCCACCACCCAUCGGUUGCAGGGGAAGGAGAUGCUGACGCAGAAGCUGCCGCUGUGGCAGCAGUCCUGCUCGGAUCCCAACAAGAUCCCGGACCGCGCUAUACAGCUGAUGCAGCAGAUGGCUGCCAGCAGCAAUGGCACCAUCAUGCCCAGCCCUCUGUCUACGUCCAAAUCCAACCUCAUCAUCUCUGACCCCAUCCCUGGUGCCAAACCUCUCCCUGUCCCCCCGGAGCUGGCACCCUUUGUAGGACGCAUGUCGGCGCAGGAGGCCAUGCCAGUGAUGAACGGAGCCUCAGGCCCAGACAGUGACGGGUACAACCACUGGUCUGAGAUGAAGCCAGCACAGCCCAAAUCUUUAUCUCCUCCCCAGCCUCAGAAGCAGCUGAGUGACUCUUACUCCAAUACACUCCCAGUUCGCAAAAACGUGCCACCGAAAAACAGCUACGCAUCAGCCGAAAAUAAGACGCUGCCGCGCUCCAGCUCCAUGGCCGCAGGGCUCGAGAGGAACGGCAGGACGAGGGUGCAGGCCAUUUUCUCUCACGCUGCUGGAGAUAACAGCACCCUCCUGAGCUUCAAGGAGGGUGACCUCAUCACGCUGCUGGUGCCGGAGGCCAGGGACGGCUGGCAUUACGGAGAGAGCGAGAAAACAAAAAUGAGGGGCUGGUUCCCUUUCUCCUACACACGGGUCCUGGACAACGAUGGCAGCGAGCGGGUCCACGCGAGCCUGCAGCAAGGGAAGAGCAGCAGCACCGGCAACCUGCUGGACAAAGACGACAUCGCCAUCCCGCCGCCCGACUACGGCAUGGCCUCCCAAGCCUUCCCAGCCCAGGGCAUCAACACCUUCAAGCAGAGGCCGUACAGCGUGGCCGUGCCCGCCUUCUCCCAGGGUCUCGAUGACUACGGGACGAGGUCCGUCAGCAGAAACCCCUUUGCCAACGUCCAGCUGAAGCCAACGGUGACGAACGACCGCUCGGCUCCGCUCAUCAGCUGA
Molecule: messenger RNA, 1590 nt
Organism: Egretta garzetta (little egret)
Lineage: Eukaryota; Metazoa; Chordata; Aves; Pelecaniformes; Ardeidae
Gene: BAIAP2
Product: BAR/IMD domain containing adaptor protein 2
Exons: 13
Coding region: 1-1590 (529 amino acids)
Biological process (GO): actin filament bundle assembly; actin crosslink formation; positive regulation of actin filament polymerization
Cellular component (GO): cytosol; nucleoplasm
Molecular function (GO): protein binding
Source: RefSeq, a predicted model, not a curated record